Molecule: messenger RNA, 3889 nt
Organism: Nilaparvata lugens (brown planthopper)
Lineage: Eukaryota; Metazoa; Arthropoda; Insecta; Hemiptera; Delphacidae
Product: N-acetylneuraminate lyase B
Exons: 8
Coding region: 2186-3121 (311 amino acids)
Biological process (GO): N-acetylneuraminate catabolic process
Molecular function (GO): N-acetylneuraminate lyase activity; 4-hydroxy-tetrahydrodipicolinate synthase activity
Source: RefSeq, a predicted model, not a curated record
ACCUAUUUAUUUAUUGUUUAUAUUAUGUUUGCUAUAAAGUCUAUGAGUAGGUAAUAUACUCACUUCAAUUCCGCAUUAAAAAUAACCCUUUAUAUAAUUUUAUAAUGCGAGCUUCUCAUGCUUUUCUCUAAAUAGUAUGAGUGAUAUUCGAAAAAUAAAAUCCAUUAAUUUUAGUUCAUCAGCCACUGUUGCACAUAUUAUGUUAAUAAAGAGUUGAUCAGAGCAGAUUAUUAUUUGAGAUCUACAGUAAUGUAAGAUCAGACUAUAUAAUAUAUUUAUAUAAAAUUUAUAUUUGUGUCAUCCAUGAUAUGCAUAUUUUGUUGAAUUAUAUCACUAAUAAGUGCCGGUUGCACAAAAGUCGGUUAAAUUUUAAUUUAUAAUUAAUUUAACGAGAACCAAUCAGAGAAGCUUUCUUUCCAAAAAAAUACCUUCUCAGAUUGGUUCUCGUUAAAUUAAUAACGAUUAAAACUUAAACGGCUUUUGUACAACCGGGCCUAUACUGUAGGAAAAUUUAUACUACAUGAAAUGUAGAAAAUAAUAUUUAAUUAUUCUCCCAGUUUUGUAUUAUUUUGCGGAUAUAGGUAUUCCAUAAUUUUGGAACCAAUUUCCUAUCUGCAUCCAUCCAAUGCUAAAGCAAUUGAUCUUAUCAAAGUUUUUUUUAAUCUAUCUCCACUUUUCAACUGAAGCAUAUUAUUUAUGAAUAAAGAAAUUUAUUAUUAUUUGAAAGAUGGAUUAUUUAUUAUUAUAUUUUGUUCACGUUUAUUAUACUUUUAUUAAUAAUCUCAAUGAUUCUAAUAAGUUUAUUAUAUAAAGAAGAAAAUUUAUACUGCAUGAAAUGUAGAAAAUAAUAUUUAUUGUGUCUGUCCUGUUAUUGAUUAGCCCUAAUAUAUAAUAUAUAUGAUCGAUGUAUGGAUAUUAUUCAGUGUGUAAUAUUCUAGAGUAUUAUUAGUAUAUGGGUAAUUUAAAGUAUUAUAAAUACUGUUGUUUGGAAAUUUAGUAUAGGUGGUGAAGAAUUGGGAUGAAAAAGGAUUUUUUAAGAAAGAAGUAUUAAAAACAUACCUAUUUAUAAUGUUCAAAACUGUUUGUAUCCGUUAUAGAAAUUGUUGAAAGAAAUUCAUUAUUUUAACCGUUCAAAUCCUUAGUUCCUUAUAAAGACUUUGUACAUGCAAUAAGUUAAUUUCAAAUAGUCAAGUUCUAUCUAUGAAUAACAAGAAAAUUCUUUCUAAUAAAUUAGCAAUAUUAUUUAGUUAUAUUUUCAAUUAUUUAGUUAAAGAAGAGAGCUAGAGACUAGAUGUAUUUCAAAUUCUUUGAAAAUUGAUUUAAUUGGAGAGGAUUCAAAUCUCACUAAAUCCUAUAAAUUACUGUAUAUUAACAUACCAAUUGAUAUUUUUGUUACCUCUUUUUUUAGUUGUUGAAAAUACUGAAGCUAUAUGUUCCGUUUAGGUAUGAAUAGAAUGCCAUAUAAUCGUAUAAUUUAUAAGAUAUUAUUAAAAAUAUUAUAUGCUUCCACCAGUUAUUAUUUACUGAUAAAAGUAUUGUUACAUUCUAUAUUAUUAUCUUUUUAUGAAUAGAAAUAUUCACAAUAUCAUAUUAUUAUCAGCUCCAAUUCGUUUAAUUUAUUCUCUCAAAAAUAUCCCUAUCAUAAUUUUAGUUAAUUAAGCAUAAUGAAUAUUUAUAAAUAAUAGUUCUGAUUGUAAUAGAAUUUAUCCUCUAUGAUUGUACUUGAGAACUGAUUAAAUUUACAUUCUUGUAUGUUUAGAAAACGUCUCUCACUUUUUUUGUAACCCAAGCAAUCUAUUCAACAAAAUUUAAUCUAUUUUGUUGAUUCGUAGAGCCACGUUUACACCAGAGUUGUUGUUAACAAAAUGUUUUUCUUCAAAAAAAUUGUAAACUUUCUCUGUAGAAAACAAAUUAAAUGUUGCUUUUUUUAAAGAAUUCGCAACAAAUUUCUCGAAAUCUCGUCAGUUUACAACUCUGGUGUCAACGUAGCUCAAGACCGCUGUUUGCGUUUAGAGACCUGCUUGAAGACAUUGACAACAAACGAAUUUAAAGCUAGAGAACAAACUUGGUUACAUCAUAUAGAUAAGAUAACUAUGAAUUUUGCAGAUUAAGUUUCAGUAAAUAUUGAAUUCAGUUCAUUUCAGACGGUGGUUUGUUUCUGAAGGAAUCCGGCAACUCUUCAAUCAUGGUUAAAAAAUUCGAUUACAAAGGAUGUAUGGCUCCAGUAUUCACACCUUUCUUCAGAGACAGCUCUCUUGUAAAUUAUGAAAUGAUUCCCAAGUAUGCGGACUAUAUGGUUUCAUCUGGCAUUAAAGGAGUUCUAGUGAACGGCUCGGCUGGAGAAGGUCUGACAAUGUCGAUUGCAGAGAGAAAGUCAGUGUUGGAAGCUUGGAUGGUUGAGGCCAAGAGAUGCAAGCUGGCUGUCAUGGUACAAAUUGGAGGCAUCUUGUUGAACGGAGCAAUAGAACUGGCCAAGCAUGCUGAAAGCCAAGGGGUUUCAGCUUUACUAUGCCUACCAGAUCUAUUUUAUAAGCCGAGUAAUGGCACUGACCUUGCUAACUAUUUGAAAUUCAUUAGCAAUGCAGCGCCUAAUACUCCACUGUUGUAUUACCAUAUUCCAUGUUACACGAGUGUCUACAUUGACAUGGUUGACUUUACAAAUAAAGCAAUUGAAUUGGUGCCUACCUUUGCGGGGGUCAAGUACACGCAUAACAAUCUGCAAGAAGCUAAUCAGUUAUUACAAAUGGGAAAUCAUCUCUCAGUUUUUGUUGGCAACGAACAGACUUUGGCCGGACAAAAAGCACUUGGUCUUGACAGCUGUAUUGUUGUGUCUGCCAAUUGUUUCCCGGAUUAUGUACAGGCAAUUCAUACUAGCAUUGAAACUGGAAACGUUAAGCACGCCCUCAAACUACAAAACAAUUUGAAUGCAACUCUUAAUCUGAUAGAGACAAGAGUUGGUGGAAUGACUCUAGGCCUCAAAGCACUAAUGGAGUUCACGGCGCACAUUGAUUGUGGCUCAGCCCGACCACCUCAGAACAAAGUUCCACGAGAAUCGGCCGAAGCUCUGUGGAAGGAAAUAUGUGCAAAGAAGCUGCUGCCACGCAUAGAUCACUGGUCAUAGGCGUCAACCACGCAUAGAUCAUUUUACUGUCGCAUAAUUAGUUGUUAUUUGUUUAGAAUACUGUUGUAACCGAACCAGAAUGGGGGUAGAAUUGAGAGAUCUCUAAAUUCUAAAGGGCGAGUCAAGGCACUUUAUUAAACAACAAACUUCAGCAUUCUAUUUAACUUGUAAAAUUUUAUUUGGGGGCUCGUACGGGUCCGGGGUCAGUUUUGAGUCUGUAUUUCAAUUCUUUUUCUCUCUCUUGUUCUUUUUCAAUUUCCUUUUGUAGUCUAUAUAAAUCUUCAUCCAAGACCUUCUGCGUGUGUUCGGUGCAUUUUUCCACGAGAUAUUUCAUUAUUUGUGAUUUUAAAUAGCAUUAGACACGGCAGUGGCUAAGUCCUCUUCAGAGUCCUCUUUAUCGUCUUUUCUAGAAGCUGGUUUAUACUUGGACUGAGCAUUGGUUGGGAGGCAAUUCAAUGAUUUUGAUCGGGCUAAAGAGCUUUCAGUGUAUCGGGUUGCUUCUGCCACCCUGCAGCCCCUGUAGCAACGUUGUUCGAUGAGACACUUUUUUCCAGAGGGGAAAUCAUUGAUGGAUCACAUUGUAGAGUUUCGUUCAUUUCCCGUUCUCGAGUAGAAGUUUUCUUCGAUUUGAUCGUGCCGAAUUCAUUUCGCAAUAAAUUCAUGGAUUUUGAUCGGGCUUGAUGUCGACCAGAUAAUAGUGUCAAGUGUUAGAGUGGAAGCAAAUAUUAAGAGUGAAUGAAAAGUAGUCUUUUGGUGAAAUCGUCUUUU